AUGCGGCCCGCUAAGCCCAGCGCCCGGCUGCCCGCACUGCUGCUGCUGGCGCUGGCUUUGUCCCCACCCGGGACCCAGGGACGGCCCCGGGGACGCAGAGCCAUGCGUCUAGUGGAGCUCAAGCCACAGCUUUUCCUCCCGGUGACUGGGACUCACCAGGCUACCAGAGCCUCCCGGAGCGCAGAAAUAUUCCCAAGAGACUUGACCUUGAAAGACAAAUUCAUAAAGCAUUUCACAGGGCCUGUUACAUUUUCAGCUGAAUGUAGCAAACACUUCCAUCGACUUUAUCACAAUACCAGGGAUUGCUCAAUGCCAGCUUAUUAUAAAAGAUGUGCUAGAUUGCUGAUGAGAUUAGCUGUGAGUCCACUGUGCUCCCAGACCUAG
This is a messenger RNA of Peromyscus californicus insignis, 384 nucleotides long. It is a transcript of the gene Alkal1, whose product is annotated as ALK and LTK ligand 1. Bases 1 to 384 code for a protein of 127 amino acids. Lineage: Eukaryota; Metazoa; Chordata; Mammalia; Rodentia; Cricetidae. The transcript is spliced from 4 exons. The record is from RefSeq and is a predicted model, not a curated record. Gene Ontology annotation, biological process: positive regulation of ERK5 cascade; positive regulation of ERK1 and ERK2 cascade. Gene Ontology annotation, molecular function: receptor tyrosine kinase binding; receptor signaling protein tyrosine kinase activator activity.